AUGGCGGACCUCGAAGCACCGUCCAGCGCGCCCGCUCGGCCGCUCCCGACCUACGGCGAGGCCGUCGGCAUUGCGCCGGAGGCGACAGCCACGGCCACUGGUGAGAGCAACAAUGGCAAGAUUCAGUCCGAAGAAGAGCGCAAGAAGGAGGAGCAGCUCAUGCGCUCGUCCGAGGGUUCGUCGCUGCGCGAGGGCAUCGACAUUCUUGGCCAGCAGGACGUCGACCCGGCGCUGAACCAGAAGAUGCACCUGGUGAACAAUGCCAUUGACGACAUUGGCUGGACGCCGUACCACUGGAAGCUUUUUGUCCUCAACGGCUUUGGAUAUGCCGUCGACUCGCUGAUUCUCCUGCUGCAGUCCAUCAUUGCGACCUCUGCCUACACCGAGUUUGGCGGCACCGGCUACGACAAGGGCCUGACCAUUGCCGUCUACUCGGGCAUGCUGACGGGCGCCUUGUUCUGGGGCCUGAGCGCCGACAUCAUCGGUCGUCGCUUUGCCUUCAAUGUGUCGCUCAUAAUCUGCUCGAUUGCGUGCAUUUUGGCCGGCGCCAUGCCCACGUGGGCGUCCCUCGGCGUGUUCGUUGCCUUUAUCGGCUUCGGCGGCGGCGGCAACCUCGUGCUCGACACCACCGUCUUCCUCGAGUACCUGCCCGGCAACAAGCAGUGGGCACUGACUCUGCUCGCCGCCUGGUGGGGUCUGGGCCAGGCCGUGGCGGGCUUCAUCGCCUGGGGCUUCAUGUCGCCGGGCUACCUCAACUGCAGCUCCGUCGCGACCUGCACGCGCCAGAACAACAUGGGCUGGCGCUACGUCAUGUUCACCAGCGGCGCCCUCGUGUUUGUCAUGUCCAUCCUGCGCCUCACCGUCAUCCGCCUCAAGGAGACGCCCAAGUACCUGCUGGGCCAGGGCGAGGACGCCGCCCUCGUCAACACCCUGCAGAACCUGGCCGUCAAGUACAACCGGCCCUGCUCGCUGACCCUCGAGCAGCUCGAGGCCUGCGGCGUCGUCCUGACCGCGCAGCGCCGCGCGAGCCAGAGCAGCUUCUCGUCGUCCGUCCACCAGACCGCGCAGCACUUCCGCGGCCUGUUUUCCACGCGCAAAAUGGGCUUGUCCACCCUGCUCGUCUGGCUGUCCUGGACGUGCAUUGGCCUCGUGUACCCGCUCUUCUACGUCUUCUUGCCCACCUACCUCGCGACCCGCGGCGCCAACUUCAACGUCUCGACCUUUGACACCUGGCGCAACUACGCGCUCGUCAACGUCUCCGGCAUCUUCGGCCCCGUCCUCGCCGCCUGGCUCUGCGAGAUCAAGUUCCUGGGCCGCCGCUACACCAUGUCCAUUGGCGCGGUCCUGACCAGCGUCUUCUUCUUUGCGUACACGGCCGUGCGCACCGAGGACCAGAACAUUGCCUUCAGCUGCAUUAUUGGCUUCUGCCUCAACAUCUACUACGGCACGCUCUAUGCCUACACGCCCGAGGUGCUGCCGAGCGCGCACCGCGCCACCGGCAACGGCGUGGCGGUGGCGUGCAACCGCGUCAUGGGUAUCCUGAGCGCCGUCAUUGCGACGGUGGCCAACACCAGCACGUCGGCGCCCAUUUAUGUGUGUGCGGCGCUGUUCAUCGGCAUGGCGUUGCUCAGUGCGCUGUUCCCCUUUGAGCCCCUGGGUCGUCGCAGUUCGUAG
Sporothrix brasiliensis 5110 is the source of this 1674-nucleotide messenger RNA. RefSeq names its product MFS transporter. The record is from RefSeq and is a predicted model, not a curated record. Gene Ontology annotation, molecular function: transmembrane transporter activity. Gene Ontology annotation, biological process: transmembrane transport. Bases 1 to 1674 code for a protein of 557 amino acids. The transcript has 3 exons. NCBI's taxonomy places the organism in Eukaryota, Fungi, Ascomycota, Sordariomycetes, Ophiostomatales, Ophiostomataceae.